UCGUAUUUAAUGCUUAGGGCGGGGUGGUUUGUUCAAACCUUUGGCAGUUUGUUGGGUGAGGUAAAGAAAUCGUCGAAGAAUAGUUUCUUCUGAAGUAGUAACUAUUCAGAGCACUGACCUUUUCUCUUUAAAUUAGCCCUGUUUUGACCAGCUUUCUGUUUAUCAGGAUCAAUGUGGUUUUCUAGAAAGGGAAGAUCUUUAACCAUGUGUAAUUGGCCCACAUAUAUCUAUGAUAACUGUAUUUCCUGAACCAAAUUUAGAACGAUGUAGAAUUGGAUAUCAUACCAUAAUAAAAUUCAAGACGAGCCUGAAACGUCUGGGAGAUGAUGGUUCUCUCCCCUGUGUCUUUAAGCUAGCUCUUCACUCUGCCCAGAGUGUUCUGUCCUUAAAGCAAACUUUUACCCUCUUCUCCUAAAGCCUUUGUUUAGAUUUCUGCCAUCUCAGUGACCACUGUCUGAUUUAUUGCUGUUCAUGUAAGUAGUGAGCUGCUUGCUUUAAAGAGCUCUUGGACACACUAAUUCAUUGACCUAGUCUUUUUUCACUUGCAAUGAUUACCAGGAUCCAGGAUGGGGUAAUGAAAACUUCUUUAAACUAGAGGUCAGAACUGCCACAGUCCCAAGAUCUGCUCUAAACUAGUCCUCAUUUCUUUGUAAAGUGAACUAAAUGACAAAUAUUCACUUCCUUAUGCCCAUACAAGCCAAGAACAGGUACACACACACACACACACACUGUUUUAUUGCAAGUCCGCUGGCAGUUUACCUCUUUCCCUGGCCGAUUAGGGGAAUGUUCAGGGUUAUCUUUCAUUUAGGUGGUGAGAAUGAGAAAGAUCUAGGUUUUUUUGUGCCAGUGUAUAUGCCAUCAUGCUCUUCACAAGUCAUGUGUUUGUUUUUAGGGGGUGAUUGUGUUUUGUGCUUAGGAUUUUGAGCAUGUGAUAUCAAAUGUCAUUGGCAAGGCAAACUGGAUUGUGGGAAUGCCCAUUCUUAAAAGGCCUGUUUGAAACUGCCUCGAAUGGAUCCUGUAAGCAAUUCCUGAAAGACAACUUCAAAUGCUUUGUUAGUUAAGGCCUUCAUGUCCUGUUAUUGGGACUUAACCUUUCAUUAGCUGUGCAAAACUGUAGACUGAAUAAUUAGCUGAACAAAAACUAAUUGACUAAAACAAGCUUCUAUUUUAGUGAGCUCUUUAGUUCUUGUACCAGUCAUAUUUCUCUUUCACGGAUCUUCCCUCCCUGAAGGCUGUACAGCAGUCACAAAGUCUUAGCUAAGCCUAACUGAAUUUGUUUACUCAUUCUCCAUUUCUGUAAGAUAAAGAGUUAAAUCAGAACAGUGUAACUUUGUGUGGCUUCUUGGUGCUAAAUAUUCUGGCUCAACAGAACACCUUUUGUUUUUGGUUGGGGGGGGUGUUCUGUGCUGCCAGAAAGAUCUGCCCUUAUCAGCCUCCCAGAACCGAGACUGCAGGUACUAGGAGUCACAUGCCACUUUGUCCAGCUUAAAUUUAUGGCCUAGAACAAGUCAUUAAACCUCAAGCCUCUCAUCUUGAGGUGUUUUUGUUUGUUUUGUUUUGUUUUUGUCAGUAAAGUGGGACUUAUUGUAGGGAAUGGAGCUAUCCACAGCACCUUUGGAUGGAAAAUGAUUCCUGCUUAUAUAUCUUCUUCAUUAAAAACUUUUGUACCUAAUAUAAAAUAGCUCACAACAUAAGCAUUCCUUCCAAUCCUCAGAGACAGGCUGUUGUAGAAAGAUCCCACAGUUGGCUCAAACAACAGUUAGAAACACUAAAAGGGGAGCUCUGCCCUUACUGAUCAUAUCUAAACAAGGCCUUGUUUACAUGAAUUUUGUAAAAAUUGUAUAAUAGAUGACCUCACUACAUAUAAUGACACUGGCCACCAAAGGUCAGAGGAGUAAAACCUAAGGCGCUAUGGAAAGAUGUCAUGACAAGAAAAUGGUUUGGCCUGUGCAAAUGUGGAGUGAGGGUAUGCUUGAAGAUCUCUUUCCUGAAGGUCCCUGUGGGUCCCUUCAAGUCCUGUAAAGGCCUAUGGAUCCAAUGAAGAGCCUGUCUCCAGGUGUAAAGAGGCUGGAUCCCACAGUGUAGCACCUGAGGGCAAGAAGGGAGCCCCAGAGUGACAGAGUGGGGGAGCACUAGGAUGGGAGAGGCAAGUAGCCAAAAGGAAACAUAAUGGCAGCUUUAAUGCUAUGUCUGCCUGGUGUGUUGGGUAUUGCGGUUAACUGCCACUGCACUAAGAGUGAAGACUGAUCCUGAACAUCUAAGAAAUAUGGAAGGGAGAGAUGAAGGGAACAGAGAAAGCCCUGAGUGAAUGUGUGUGAUAACAUGAGCUGGCCAUGUCAAAUUCCCCAGAGCCUCAGACCCAUGGAGGAAUGGCAGAGCCUUCCCCCUGGGGUGAGGUUCAGAGACAUGACAAAGUCUUUGAUUAAGUGUGAGUGUUGACAGUGUGUGCGCAAAAAUGUCCACCAUAGCUUCUCCUGGGUGUUUAUAACCUAAUGACCGCUCCCCUACAGAGACCACUCCUACUGAGAUUAACCCUGUCCCCUUGAUCUUGCUGUAUACCAUAAGCCCUGCCUCUUGCCUUAUCUGUAUGUAAUAACCUCACCUCCCUGGAUGUUGAGCAACUCUAUGUAAUAAGCAUGCUGAGCUUUCAGGGCGCUGUGGUUUCUCCUGCAGUGAGCCAGGACCACCUCAUCCCAGCCUUCUGUCUGUCAGCUUUCGCUCACUGCUCCAAUCAGGCUCAUUCCUAGAGCAAGGCUGGACAUGACAGAUUAUAAUACCAUUUAUUUUGUAUUAGCAUAUUCAUUCUGGCAGAAAAGAAGAAGCCCAAGUGUCCAUCAGUUGAUAAAUGGAUAAACAAGUGUGCCAUAGCUGCUCAAUGAACUAUUCCUUAGCAAUUAAAGUAACCAAUUACUGGAAAAUGCCCGUAAGGGGCUGCCUCACCCUUCCCCAGUGAGAAAUUCUCAGCACUCAGAUAUAAGGAAAACCUUCUUAUUCUUAUGCAGCUGUAGACUCUAGCUAUUGUUUAAAGAGGUCCAGCCCUGAUCUGAAAUAUUUCAUAUUUUAUUAGAGUUAAACAUUGUCCUACUCCCCCAACCAUUUUAGGGGGUCUUUUUAUUCUUGCUCCAAAGGAGAUUUUCCAGAGCUGAGCGGGUUUUACAGAAGCUAAAAUUUGCAGGUUUCUAGUUAAGACAGGUUUAUCUUUAGCAAACAGCACGUGCUGUGUAAUCCUUAUGUUGGUGGUGGUCGCUUCUCAGAGAACAGAUGUGACCCUUUUGAGGUCUGGGGGUGUAGAAGCAGAAGCCAAGCUCCUGUGUUUCAGAGCAGUGGCAAGUUUCUUACUCUAUUUUCUUACUUCUGUGUAACCUAAUAUUUCGUGGUUGUCAGUAAAUUCAUUUUAUUCCUAUUUUUUUAAUUAAAAACUUGUUAGUGUUUUUGCCUUACCACAAUUACAUGAGUUAAACACAUUCUAAGUGAAGAACUGCUUCUGAAUGACCAUCUAUUAUGAUUUUGUCGACACUGAGCAUCCAUAAAAGGCAUAUCUGUAGAAAACAAAAUACUGUCAGAUUUACCUGGGGCAAAUAAUUUAAGAGGAAAUGGUAAGUGACAUAAGUAAAAGCCUUCUUUUUAUGAUGACAAAAAUAUUCUGAAAUUGUGAUCUCAGAAUUUGGUUGGCUCUACACAUGGUAAGAAUGUUUGCAUUGUACACUUUAAAUGGUAAAUUGUAUGGCAUGACAACUACGUAUCAGUAAAACUUUAAUGGUGUGGGAGUUUUUGCCUGCAUUAUGACGGUGCACCACCUGCAUGCAUGCCGCCGCAGAAGCCAGAGGCAUUGGAUCCCCUAGAACUUGAGUUACAGGUGGUUGAGAACUGCUAUAUGGAGGCUCAGAGUUGAAUCCAGGUCUUCUGGAAGAGCAGCCAACGUUCUUAACGUCUGAGCUGUUUUUCUCACCCUAAAGCUAUUACUUUUAAGAACACUUUAAAAUCUGGUAGUUGUGUUUUGGGUAUUGGAUGAUGAAAACCUGAGUUGGAUGAAGCAGAAAGGUGCUUAGGAAGGACUUCAUCACUUGUCACUUGUGACGUGACAAGUGAUGAAGAGUUUUCAUGUGGGGUACUUUGGGGCUCUAACUGUUGUGGUUUUGCAUUUGUGUGGUGGCACUUUUUCACUAUGUGCCACUGCCCCACCCCACCCUCUUAGGGGAUGGCUACACCCAUUCAGCACUGCCACCCAAAGAACUGCUGGGGAAGACUGCAGUUCUGAGGACCCUCCUGAUGGACUUGGUCCCUCCCUUGCUGAACAGGCCUUAAGGCUAAAAGCUGUUAAACUGGAAAAAGAAGUCCAGGAUUUAACACUGAGAUACCAGAGAGCUGUUGCUGAUUCUGAAAACAUAAGGAGACGAACCCAGAGAUGUGUGGAAGACGCCAAGAUAUUUGGAAUCCAGAGCUUCUGUAAGGACUUGGUGGAGGUGGCAGACAUUUUGGAGAAGACUGCUGGGUGCUUUUCAGAAGGAGCCGAACCUGAGGACCACAAGCUUACUCUGGAAAAAGUCUUCCAAGGGCUGUCCCUUUUAGAAGCAAAGCUGAAAAGUGUGUUUGCCAAGCAUGGCCUAGAGAAAAUGACACCCAUUGGUGACAAAUACGACCCUCACGAGCAUGAACUCAUCUGUCACAUGCCAGCAGGUGUUGGGGUGCAGCCUGGCACCGUGGCAUUAGUUCGGCAGGAUGGCUACAAACUUCAUGGCCGCACCAUUAGACUUGCGCAAGUGGAAGUGGCAGUGGAGUCUCAGAGAAGGCUCUGAACAGGCCUCCAGGAGCUAAGUACUCUCCAGAGCCCAGGCACCUAUGUCUCCUUUAUUUAUUAAGCUGGUUUGUAUUAUACAUGAGGUCCUUCAUGUGCUCUGCUUUGGAUUUAGUCAUAUUGGCUUAAUCUCUACUGUGUCUUAUUGGUUUUAUGUGACCUGUUUGGUCUCAUCAGGUGUCCAGCCACAAGGCAUUUGAACAAUGUGACAAGUGUCCUAUGGCCUUUAUCAAAAUGUUUACAAAAAUCAUUUAAAUUGGUACUCUGAUGACUGAAUCCAAAAUCUUCUUAACUGUGUUUUCAUCCAACACAACAUCUUGUAUACAACAUCUUGUAUCUUGUAUUUUAUGGGGAAAAGAGAUGGGAUUGGUUUAACAUUUAGGUACUUAGAUUGCAGUGCUUUACCCUUGAAUAAAUUUAGAUCAUUUGGGUUGACAUAAUAUACAAAGAGAUUUUUUUUCAAGGCUGUUUUUUAUUUCAUUUUUCAUUUAGUUGUUUGUUUUUUGUUCGUGUGUGUGUGUGUGUGUUUACAUUCCCUGCACGUUGUUUCAUAGCCGCCCCUUUCUGGUCCUGUUUGGAAAGGCUAAAGGGUCAGGCCAGUCUUCCUUUUCUGUUGUUGGUAAGGUAUAUGUGUUUAUUAAACUGGUCUCAAGUCUGUGAACAGGCAAGGCCUGACAAUACAGCCCACUCCCGGGAAGGGAGGGGCGGGCAUGGUAGUUGAUCAUUUAAAAAUAAAAACAAAGUAUUUAGGUGAAUGAUUUUUUUUUUUCAAUACAUUAUUUGCACAAAAGUAAUGCUGUUGCCUCUUUUUUGUGAAUUCCACUGAAUGAAUGGGCUAUCCUCCUUUCUGGGUUAGGGUGUGGGGCUAACUUUGGAGAAGACAAGGAACUCAUAUAGCAGCAACAUUCUAAUUUUGAGGUAAGUUUUUACUAAGCUAUCCAGGCUAGUAAUGAAAUUCUCGGCUUUGUGCUUCAGUCUCCCGAGUUUCCAGGGUUAUUGAUAGACCAACUAGGGUGAAUGCUGUCUAGUUAUUACUCAAAUAUCAUAAGUUGGAUGUUUGCAACAGUUAAGAAAUGUCUCCAAAUUUAUAGAUGUCACAAUGGCUGUAUCAAGUUCAUCUCUCCUGUGUCUUUUUCCACUAUUGCUUGUACUUCUUUUAAGACAAUUCCAAGGGGUAAAUAAAGUGAAUCAUGUAAUUCUCAGAA
This is a messenger RNA of Meriones unguiculatus (Mongolian gerbil), 6000 nucleotides long. It is a transcript of the gene Grpel2, whose product is annotated as GrpE like 2, mitochondrial. Gene Ontology annotation, biological process: protein folding; protein import into mitochondrial matrix. The record is from RefSeq and is a predicted model, not a curated record. NCBI's taxonomy places the organism in Eukaryota, Metazoa, Chordata, Mammalia, Rodentia, Muridae. The transcript has 3 exons. Gene Ontology annotation, cellular component: PAM complex, Tim23 associated import motor. Gene Ontology annotation, molecular function: protein homodimerization activity; adenyl-nucleotide exchange factor activity; protein-folding chaperone binding. The coding region runs from base 4089 to 4796 and encodes 235 amino acids.